UAAAGUAAACACAUGGACGAUAAUCUCAUUCCAGAACCAGGAGAGAGUCCUGGUACAUAUAAACAAAUGGACUAUGAAACCCUAAAUAACAGAAGACGUAAAAACAGUGAAAGCGACAGCGAAACAAACCCACCCUACAAGCAACACCGAAACGAAGAAGCCGGCAGGAACUUCACAAUUCCAAAUAGAAAUGAAUAACAACACUGAACCCGACAACCAAGUGCUGAUCAACCAACAAUAAAGAAGUAUUAUAUCUUGAGACACACAAAAAUCUUCCUACAAAGAACAAGAAUAAUAGACAAUCUGAAAACAGAGAAGAACCAUAAAGAAAAAUCCAGGGAAUAUAGGCUGCUAUAUAGUCUAAAACCCUAUAAAAGAAGAAAGAAAGAAAGAAAGAUUUGACAGCGCUGUGAAACGCCAAUCCAUGAUAAAUGCAGAAGUUGAAGCAACAUCCUCACACAAGAUGAGCACUGACUUAGAAGACCUUUCCAAGGACCCAAAUAAUUGUGCUAACAUGAAACAGGAGAUCAGCCACCGCACGAAAAGGCUGGCAGAUGAGGAGGAAGGUCAUUCUCUAAAAGUGAGCAAGGUUGAAGACAGUGGGGCAUCUGAAAUCUAUAGAUUCGUAAAAAAGCUUCUGAUGACCAAAUCCCCAGACAUGGCAGAUGAUUGGAAGAGGUUGAGUGAAAUGAAGGAGAAAUAUGGGGCAUCUUUUGCAAGGAAAAUAGAGGGUGUCUUUAAUGACACAGUGGAAUCAAAGAGCUUGAUGGAUCACUUCAAAAAAAACAAGGAGGCAGAAAACAUUCCAUUAGAAAUCUACGUAAAUGUACUAAGACAGGCGUAUUGGCCCAGCCACUUGACAGAGCUCCACUUGCCUUCAAGUAUGGUGAUAACACAGCAACUUUUUGC
Molecule: messenger RNA, 909 nt
Organism: Penaeus monodon (black tiger shrimp)
Lineage: Eukaryota; Metazoa; Arthropoda; Malacostraca; Decapoda; Penaeidae
Product: cullin-4B-like
Biological process (GO): protein ubiquitination; ubiquitin-dependent protein catabolic process; DNA damage response
Cellular component (GO): Cul4-RING E3 ubiquitin ligase complex
Molecular function (GO): ubiquitin protein ligase binding
Source: RefSeq, a predicted model, not a curated record